AUGGCGCUGUCCAAGUCACAGGGCUCGGAUCUCCCGCUGAAUGCUACGCACGCUUCCUCCCCCAGAGGCAAUUUCGUAUAUGCAGACGGCGAUGCGAAGCAUCGGCCGGGCAGCCUGGGUGACGGGGACAAUACCAGCCUCUGCAAGCUUUGCCAUCAACUCGGUCUAUCGGUUGACAAAUUCGUCAUCCCAGACGAUGCUCCUACAUCCGCGUACAAUCCCAACAAGUCGAUGAGGCCCAAUUCUGACACCAAUACGCCUGGAUCCGUGAAUUCUCUAAUGCGAUCCGGGGGCCUUCCACUCAAGCUCGGAAGUCUAUUGGACAUACAGCACCGCCAGCACCACUGUGUGCUUUGCAACCUCUUGGCGCAGUCCGUCGAGCAGCGCGACCUCAACAAAGCUCUAAAGGAGCACGGCCGGGAGCUGCUAGAGCUAGCCCAGUGUGAACUGAGUUGGGAAAUUGAUGGCCGCGAGUACCUUGACACAACAACCGGACUGAUCAAGAACCGCACGCGUAGACUUCGGGUGCAAUGGUCUCAUCCUGCUCUGCAGGAAUUUGGAUCCUAUCUCGUGUUUGUGGCUCCCGAACAAGACUGGCGCCCCAACUCGGAAGCGCAAGCAUCGUCACGAAGAGAGAUACAUUUUCUCGGAAGGAGCAUCGCCCCCCACAAAGGAAGAACUGCGUUGAUCAAGAGCUGGCUCGACUUGUGCCGGUAUCAUCAUAAUGAGCACUGUCAAGACAAAUAUGAAGGUACCGAAGAGUUCGAGAAGAUGCUCGGAGAGUCGUACUUUGGCCUGCUGGACGUGGUGAAUAUGCAGCUGUGCGUUCUGCCACAUGGACGCAAUGUAAACGGCUUCGCAUACGAGCCUUUCGUGGCCCUCAGCUAUGUUUGGGGCAAGCCAGAAGCCGGGAAACCAGAGCCGUACGUGACGCUUCGCGAGAAUAUUUUGUUGCAUCAAAACCACGGAGGUCUACAGGGCGCCUAUCCCGACUUUCCGAAAGCUAUUAAAGAAGCCAUCGACCUGGUUCCUCGUUUAGGAAUGCGAUACAUAUGGAUUGAUUCACUCUGCAUAGUCCAGGACAGCUUCCGCUCAUGGAACUUGAAUGCACGGAGAAUGCACAUGAUCUAUGGCUUCGCAAGCCUGACUAUUUGCGCCGCGGACGGCGAAGAUUCAUCCACAGGUCUUGAGGCAAUGUAUGCCGAUUCAGCAAACCAAAUCCAGGGCUAUUGCGCUCCCGGCGUCACUUUGAUGAUAUCUAGGCCCCCUGAAACUGCCAUUCGUGGCUCUCGCUGGAACCAACGUGCUUGGACUUUCCAGGAGCGUCUGCUGUCGAGACGAUGCGUGAUAUUUGCGGAGAAGAGAGUGUACUUUCAGUGCCGUUGUGCCAGCAUGUCCCAAGAUAUUUAUGCUCAUGGCCGUGGAACGGCUUGGUCACUGGACUCAAUUCACGCACCUCUUCAGACGCUGAAAGAGCUCAGAGUCCGCGCCAUCUGGUUCUACAUCCACUGUGUGUCCAUGUAUACCUCUCGCCAGCUCACCAAGCCACGCGACAUUCUGGCUGCGUUCAACGGUGUCACAACACUAAUUCAAAAGGUCAUGCGGGCUCCCUUUGUGUUCGGUCUGCCGAGUUCUCAUUUUGAUCUCGCCUUGCUGUGGCAGCCGAAAGGAAAGAUUAAGCCUCGAGUUGUAAAGGACGAGGGCGAUAAAGCUUUCGAGGUCGAGUUUCCUACCUGGGCAUGGUGUGGCUGGAUUGAGGCCCAAGUAGACUAUGAAUCGGAUCUGCUCAAUGAUUGCUUGGCCAAUGUUCACGAAUGGCUUGUGAACCAUACCUGGAUUUGUUACUACAUCCGAGACGACCAGGGAAAUUCGAGGCCUCUGUGGGACAAGUUCAGAGCUGAGGACGACCAAAGCUCAGAAGCACGCUGGCGAGGUUAUCGUGGGAAGCAUACCAGUUGUGUUCCCUUUGCGAUGCCCACUGUGCCUCCCAGACCACCAGAACAUACCGAACAUUCGCACCACGAAGAGGGAGGCAGACUCGGAGUUGCGGCACUAUCCACGGAUAAUGCAAGGGGCAGGAUAUAUUCAGAUGAGGGUGCAUACCGUGAGGGCCCACGACUUGCUGAAAACCUGAAUCAACAUAACAGGAUGGCACAGGCACACCGCCCUAUUACGCUUGCUAGGGGUCUUACGGCAGGCGACAGAAAAAUGUCUUUGCACCCUCCCCUUGAUCCGGAAGUCCUAUACGCCCAAAGGAAGCCCGGUUACAGCCGCUAUCGCCAUCGGGCACGCAGUAGGUCAUCCUCCUCGCCUUCAACAGAGCAUGGAUCUCUUCCUCUGGGUCGACGAGCACAUUUUGACGCCAUAAGCCCAGGGGAAGAAUUUGUCGAUGUCACAGACCCGACUCUGGAGGAUUCAACUCACUUCACUGAAGCCGAGCUGGGUAAAGGCCACCGGCGCGGCUUUCCUCUACGUCUUAGGGGUCCUCACUCAGGUCCCCAGGAGCAGCGCCGUCGCCGAUAUCAAGUAAAUCACGACUAUCGCGAAAAACCAACCCAAGAAUUCGACAUCUUUGGCCGCGCCUUCUGGGACGAGAUCCGGAUGCGGUCACAGAACGAGUUCUUUCGCACGAUCCCGGAGAAUCCGUUUCGCGUGCUCAAAGCGUCCGGCGGGUAUAAUGGGAAUGGCGACAAAGACCAAUCGUACCAAAACAAACUACAAUUCUGGACCUGGCAGGAGACUUUGCAGGUCUGCCGGGCUGAGACUCGUCCUCGGUUAAAGGGCACAGGGCUAUGUAGGUGCGACAUCAUGGACGAUCUAGGUGACUGGUGCGGCUCAAUUGUCGUCAAUGAGGGCUGGAUUGAGGAGGAAUGCGCCGGCCAGGGAAUUCACACGGGCGUGGUGGCAUGUGACUUCAUCGCUCUGUCGGAAGCAAAGUCUUUCUCCGAGGAGGAGAGUCCCGUGUGGACGUACUACAUCCCCAAGGAGCGGCACGAGUCCGAAUGGGAUGUGUUUUACGUGCUGUUGGUGAAGUAUCACCCCAAGAGCGCGGUGUGGCAGCGUGUCGCGUUGGGCAAGGUCUUCAGGGCGGCGUUUUCGUUUGACGACGAUGGAUGGCAAGAGAUAAUCCUGAGGUGAAGAGUCGAGUACUAGUAUGAACGGGAUUGGAUGCUGUUAUACUGAUGAUGUGUAAGGCUCGAGGGAGAC
Messenger RNA from Exophiala xenobiotica, 3207 nucleotides. RefSeq lists its product as uncharacterized. The record is from RefSeq and is a predicted model, not a curated record. Lineage: Eukaryota; Fungi; Ascomycota; Eurotiomycetes; Chaetothyriales; Herpotrichiellaceae. Bases 1 to 3138 code for a protein of 1045 amino acids. The transcript has a single exon.